Scylla paramamosain (green mud crab) is the source of this 1989-nucleotide messenger RNA. RefSeq names its product microtubule-associated protein RP/EB family member 1-like. The record is from RefSeq and is a predicted model, not a curated record. The transcript is spliced from 7 exons. The annotation marks the transcript as partial. Lineage: Eukaryota; Metazoa; Arthropoda; Malacostraca; Decapoda; Portunidae.
AUGAGUCAGGGGAACGAAGAAGCGGGGAAUCUCGUCAAGCAGAAACACACUCAUUUUCUCUUCAUUCCGCUCGGCAUCUCUACAACAGCAGGGUUCAGAUCAGUGUGCGUGGGUUCCUCUCUGUACACAGUGAACCGAGACUUGCCCUUCCCAACUAAUCUUACUUCCCAUCCCAUCGCCAAACUUUCCCCAGUACUUGUCCCCCCAACAGGUCUUCCCCCACCACACUCCCCAUACCCACAAGCAUCCCGACUACUGCCCUGUCUCUCCCCACCUGGCAUUCCCCGCAACAUUCUACACAUCAUCGGCUUUCCCCACCACUUCACAGUCAAAAUCCACACUCUCAUCACCAUCUCUUCCAGCAUCACCAUCACCAUCACCAUCACUGGCAUAAUGACCGUGAGAGUGGGGAUUGCAGACAGCCUUUAUUCACAGGGGCAGGCGGCCCUCAAGUGUGCCGGCGAGGCCCAGGGGCGAGGCCAGCAGGAUACUCCUCCACUGCAGGACGCCGUGCCCUCAGUGGCGGUUCAGAAUGCUGAAGUGCCGACACAGGCGGUGCUAGAGGAGGACAAGGCACAGGUGCUCUCCCAGCAAGAGGCGUGCCCCGCCAGGCAACAGCGUCCCGCCGCAGUGGCGGACGAGGCAAGGCCAGGCACUGGGUGCAGCAGAACCUUCCUUGCCUCAGCGGUUCUGAGAACGGCUGGCGCGGUGCGAGGUGUGGCUCCAACAACAACGUGCGCCAGUACCACACCAUCCUCAAAGGCCUGCAGCACCAGGCCUGUUGGUCCGCUGGUUCAGACUGGAGGCCCCUUGCUGUCAGGAAGCAACGCACAGGAGGAGCAAGCAGCACCAGACCUGCUGAGUCUCGGCAAGAGAGCAGAGCGUUUCAGAAUACCGGCCGUGUCUACACUGUGUUACUUCACCACACUGUUUUCUUCCAUCACCGCCAAAACCACAACCACUAUCACAUCACUCUCUCCCAUCACCACCAUUGCCUUCACCACAUCACCCUCACCACAACCUCCAGCACCAUCACCACCGCCUCUUCGUCCUUCACCACCCUCAUCACAACCUCCCAUCCUCCACCACGACGUCUCACCACAACCACCCACACCAUCACCACACAGAUUUGUCACCACCACCUCCUCCAGUUCACCACAUUCACCACUCACCACACUCAUGCCACCAAACAUGAGUAACAUUACUAACUUUAUGGAGGAGGAGGAGGAGGAGGAGGAGGAGGAGGAGGAGGAGGAGGAGGAGGAGGAGGAGGAGGAGGACAAGAGAGACGAAGGAAGAAGAAGAAAGAAGAAAGAAGAGGAAGAAGAGGAAGAAGAGGAAGAAGAGGAAGAAGAAGAAGAAGAAGAAGAAGAAGAAGAAGAAGAAGAAGAAGAAGAAGAAGAAGAAGAAGAAGAAGAAGAAGAAGAAGAAGAAGAAGAAGAAGAAGAAGAAGAAGAAGAAGAAGAAGAAGAAGAAGAAGAAGAAGAAGAAGAAGAAGAAGAAGAAGAAGAAGAAGAAGAAGAAGAAGAAGAAGAAGAAGAAGAAGAAGAAGAAGAAGAAGAAGAAGAAGAAGAAGAAGAAGAAGAAGAAGAAGAAGAAGAAGAAGAAGAAGAAGAAGAAGAAGAAGAAGAAGAAGAAGAAGAAGAAGAAGAAGAAGAAGAAGAAGAAGAAGAAGAAGAAGAAGAAGAAGAAGAAGAAGAAGAAGAAGAAGAAGAAGAAGAAGAAGAAGAAGAAGAAGAAGAAGAAGAAGAAGAAGAAGAAGAAGAAGAAGAAGAAGAAGAAGAAGAAGAAGAAGAAGAAGAAGAAGAAGAAGAAGAAGAAGAAGAAGAAGAAGAAGAAGAAGAAGAAGAAGAAGAAGAAGAAGAAGAAGAAGAAGAAGAAGAAGAAGAAGAAGAAGAAGAAGAAGAAGAAGAAGAAGAAGAAGAAGAAGAAGAAGAAGAAGAAGAAGAAGAAGAAGAAGAAGAAGAAGAAGAAGAAGAAGAAGAAGAA